Molecule: messenger RNA, 1931 nt
Organism: Triticum dicoccoides
Lineage: Eukaryota; Viridiplantae; Streptophyta; Magnoliopsida; Poales; Poaceae
Product: tubulin alpha-2 chain-like
Exons: 5
Coding region: 291-1640 (449 amino acids)
Biological process (GO): microtubule-based process
Cellular component (GO): microtubule
Molecular function (GO): GTP binding; structural constituent of cytoskeleton
Source: RefSeq, a predicted model, not a curated record
UGGUCCAGGUCGUCCACGCCCAGUGAUUUUGUCCCUACGGCGGGUGGCUUUCCGUCCGACGUGGGUGCGUGCGGUGUAAUCCAUCCGUCGCUUUCCGCUAGCUCACAAGUCCGGUAACGCCGCCGUGCAGCCUCGCCCCUUCUUCUCUCCUCCAACCUUUUCCCCCUGUUCUGCAAGCCCUUUCCGUCUCCUUCUGGCUGCUUCCUCGCGCAGGUGCUACUUCUGAGCUUCCGAGGCGACAGAGCUGCACCAGAGCAGAGCAGAGCAGACACAGCUGAUCAGAUUGAGAGAUGAGGGAGAUCAUAAGCAUCCACAUCGGGCAGGCGGGCAUCCAGGUGGGGAAUUCCUGCUGGGAGCUCUACUGCCUCGAGCAUGGCAUCCAGCCCGACGGCCUCAUGCCCAGUGAUACCUCGGUUGGGGUUGCAAAGGAUGCAUUCAACACGUUCUUCAGCGAAACGGGUUCAGGGAAGCACGUCCCGAGGGCCUUGUUCGUCGAUCUGGAGCCCACGGUCAUCGACGAGGUGAGGACGGGCGCAUACCGCCAGCUCUUCCAUCCAGAGCAGCUCAUCUCCCACAAUGAAGAUGCUGCUAACAACUUUGCCCGUGGACACUACACAGUUGGAAGAGAAGUGGUGGACCUUUGCCUUGACCGGAUCAGAAAAUUGGCGGAUAACUGCACUGGCCUCCAAGGUUUCUUGGUUUUCAAUGCUGUUGGUGGUGGAACUGGCUCAGGGCUUGGUUCAUUGCUUCUGGAGCGCCUAUCGGUCGACUAUGGCAGGAAAUCGAAGCUUGGUUUCACCAUCUAUCCUUCACCACAGAUUUCGACGGCCGUUGUGGAGCCUUACAACAGCGUGCUCUCAACCCACUCGCUGAUCGAGCACACCGACGUCGUCGUUCUGCUGGACAACGAGGCCAUCUACGACAUCUGCAAGAGGUCCCUGGACAUCGAGCGCCCGACCUACACCAACCUGAACAGGCUGAUAUCCCAGGUGAUAUCGUCCCUGACCACCUCGCUGCGGUUCGACGGCGCCAUCAACGUGGACAUAACCGAGUUCCAGACCAACCUGGUGCCGUACCCGAGGAUCCACUUCAUGCUCUCUUCCUACGCGCCCAUCAUCUCCGCGGAGAAGGCCUUCCAUGAGCAGCACUCCGUCCCCGAGAUCACCAACUCUGUGUUCGAGCCGUCGAGCGUCAUGGCCAAGUGCGACCCCCGGCACGGCAAGUACAUGGCCUGCUGCCUCAUGUACCGCGGCGACGUCGUGCCCAAGGACGUCAACUCCGCCGUCCACUCCAUCAAGACCAAGAGGACCGUGCAGUUCGUCGAUUGGUGCCCGACUGGGUUCAAGUGUGGGAUAAACUACCAGCCGCCGACGGUGGUUCCGGGAGGGGACCUGGCCAAGGUGCGCCGGGCGGUGUGCAUGAUCAGCAACAACACGGCCGUGGCCGAGGUCUUCUCGCGCAUCGACCGCAAGUUCGACCUCAUGUACGCCAAGCGCGCGUUCGUGCACUGGUACGUCGGGGAAGGGAUGGAGGAGGGGGAGUUCUCGGAGGCCAGGGAGGAUCUGGCCGCGCUGGAGAAGGACUACGAGGAGGUCGGAGCUGAGGGUGAAGACGACGAGGACGAAGGCGAUGAGUACUGAGUUGAUCAAGCAUGGGUACGUGCUUAAUUGGGUGGCAGUGUUGUGCACUUCAUGCCGUAUGUUGUUCUUCUCUGUCCCUGUUUGCUUGCUGUUGCAUCUGUGAUGUUCGGUGGUUAGCAGAGUACAAAAAUUGUCAGAUUGGUUCGGGUGCACUGACGGCUCGGUGCCACAUAGUCUGUGAGGAAGGUGGUAUCGAUACAUCAUAAUAAUGAACGAAGAUUUUUUGUACUGCAAGUUGCAGGGGUAUGUCUUCCUUUGUUUUGUUAUGAAAGCAAAGCAUGUUAGACCAUA